Messenger RNA from Musa acuminata subsp. malaccensis (wild Malaysian banana), 1182 nucleotides. Its product is annotated as zinc finger protein 1. NCBI's taxonomy places the organism in Eukaryota, Viridiplantae, Streptophyta, Magnoliopsida, Zingiberales, Musaceae. Gene Ontology annotation, biological process: negative regulation of abscisic acid-activated signaling pathway. The record is from RefSeq and is a predicted model, not a curated record.
AUUCUUAAUCAUUUAAAGAUAUGCAUCCACGAAAAGGUGCAAAUGGAAAGUCUUGUGAGAGAAGGUGCGACGAGGAGAGAGAAGGGGGAAUGUAAGAGAUUAAUAGCUGUGUGGGUUUCUUUGAAAGGCAUUAUCUCUCUCCCUCUCUCUCUCUCUCUAUUCCCUUGCCAUCUUUUUCGGAGAAGAACGAAUUCUCCAAGUAGUCCAAUCGUUCAUCUUGUAGAUCUCUCAUGGACGUCGGCCCUUCGGAGAACUCGGGGGUCAUGGAAGAGGAAGAGGAGGAGGAGGAGGAGGAACAGAGGAGGAGAGAAGAGAAGAGGGAGGAGGAAGGAGACAGUACGCAGCAGCUGAUACGGAAAGACGAGUCGAAGACCAACUUCUUAUUGGAUUUGGGUCUGUCGGCCAACGAUGGAUCGUCGUCUUCAUCGCCCCUGCUCGAGCUCAACCUCAUCGGUUCGCUCGGCUGGUCGAAUUCCGAGCCGCCGCCACCGGAGGAGGCGGCGUCGCCGGAGUCGGAGCCACGGGUGUUCUCCUGCAACUACUGCAAGAGGAAGUUCUAUAGUUCGCAGGCGCUCGGCGGGCAUCAGAACGCGCACAAGCGCGAGCGCAACCUCGCUAAGCGCGGCGGCCUGGGGCUCGGUGAUCAUGCCGCUGUCGGUUACAGGCUUUCGGAAAGCAUGGGGAACCUGCCCCUGCACGGGUCAUACGCCGGCGGGCCGCUCGGCAUGCAGGUGCACUCCAUGAUCCAUAAGCCAUACAUUGGAACAGCCGCUGGUUUGAUGUACGGGCGGCAUGGGUGGCUGCGGUCUCCGAUAGCCAACUCUCAGCCAGCCAUAGGACGGUUGUUGACGGAAGAGUUCUACGGCGGAGGAAGAGCACAGCCGGCGGCCAAGUUCGAGGAGGCGAUAGCAGCAGCAGCAGCGGUGGGUGGGAAGCACUGGGUUGGCGGCGGCGGCGGUGGUGGUAACCACUUGAAUCCUAGACAGGAGGAGUUGCCUAAGCUUGACUUGUCCCUUAAACUCUAGAGCAGCAGUUGACUUGACUGUAUAGCUUUCUAAUGCUUUGAUUCUAAUUUCUCUCUCAAAAACAAUUUGCACACUGUGCUACUUCAUGUUCAGUAAACUCUUUCUACUUUCUUCUGACUUUUGAUCUUUGUAUAGAAUAUAAUUGGUUGCUUUUAAA